AUGUGCGCCCAGUUGAGCCAGCCGGGACAGGCCCGCAAGCGACGAAGGCAGGCAGUUGUGUGUACCGAGUGUCGGCGCCGGAAGAUUGCCUGUGACCGAAAUUCCCCUUGUGCUCAGUGCAUUCAGUCAAGUUCCGUUUGCACAUAUUAUAACUCAUGCAACUCAUUCGCGCUUAAAAAUGACUUCACCGGCAGCCAGGAUGGCAGCAUGAAUAGCCACAACCUGAGUUCCUUCGGGGGAACUCAAGGAACUUACGCAUUUGAAUCGAGACCACAGAUUUCAUUGCCAUGGAGCUACCAGAACAGCCUCCACGGAGCCGCGGAGACCGGUAUACCGUCAACUGCCGGCGCAUUGGCAGACUUGGGAGUAGCACAUUCAUUUGAUACAAGACAACUCGGAUCUCUCUCGCUUCCACUCAACAUGCCCCUCGCAACGGCAAAUAUUUCACCAUCCGAUAUGUCCCCUACAGGAAUCCUGGCGCUUGAUCCUGCGACAGGUAUCACAGACCAAACUUCAGUGAACGUGACACAGCAGGCGAACAAUUCUUUGGAAGAGUCAAGCCACGUGUACGACAACCACGGCCUCUUCGAUCACAUUAAUAAUACUGUCUUCCAGCGGGCUGGCCAUGCCGGCUUACAGAAGUGCAAACGGCUGGCUCAAAAUCUCAAAGCACUCAGAAAUAAUGAUCCGCAACAUCUAUUACAGUCACUCCACGAAUUUAUGCCGCCUAGGGAAAUAUCAGAUAGGCUGGUGUCUCUUUACCUUCGAACAUCCGAGUCCGUAUUCCGCAUUUUACAUAUACCAACUUUCCAGCAUGAAUACGCAGAGUACUGGAACAGCCCUGGGGAAGCAAGCGAGCUAUUCCUUCUCCAAAUUCUACUGGUUAUGGCUAUUGGCACAUGUUUCUAUCAGGAUUCUUCAUCGAUCGACCGUAAUGAUGCCUUCCCGAAUUUGCAUUAUCAAUCAACCCAGUGGAUCCAUGCUGCCCAGGUAAAACUCACGGCUCCUUAUAACAAAAGACAUCUCAGUUUGCAGGGUGUCCAAGCGCAAUGUCUGUUGGCUCUGGCUUUAAUGACCAACACCAAUGCUGUUGGGGGGGGAUCUCUCCUGGUUGACAAUCACAUCUCUCGCAUGGCAAUAGGCCUUCAUGUCGCCCCCAGUCAACUCUCCAUUCCUCCUUUCGAGGCCGAAGUCAGGCGGCGACUUUGGGUAACCAUACUUGAGCUCGCUGUGCAAGCUGCUCUUGAUUCAGGGCUUGCGCCUCUCAUCACUCUCGAAACCCUUGAAUCAUGCGAGCGACCUUCCAAUCUUGACGACUCACAAUUUGGAGAGUCCACCAAUUCUCUUCCAAACCCACAACCUGCUAUGACAUUUACCCAGAGCUCUAUACAAUCCGCUCUUUUAAGAUCGCUACCGAUUCGUCUGAAAAUUGCCGAGGCCCUUGGCCGUUUCCAAUCUGGGCUUCCAUAUGACGCGGCUCGGAGCAUGGGAUCAGAUCUCACGGCAACCCUGCGCGAUACAUCAGGACUUCUUGAUUCAUCCCACCCUUCACCAUCGGCCUUCCAAGUUCAGCUUCAAGACUUUCUGCAGCGACGAUUUCUUCUCAUACUACACGCUCAGUUUGCUCAUAAAGCUUCGGAUGAUUUCAAAUACCAUUUCUCGCGAACCGUGGCAUUGGAAUGUGCUCUCCUCCUUUUACCAUCUUGGAGAACCAGUACCGAAAAUGAAAUACGCGAAAGCAAUAAUAUGGCUAAUUCAUUUUCUUCGCUUGAUGACUUCACUCUUCUCAGGAUAUAUGGAGAUGGAUUGUUCAAAAAUGUCUUUCUGGCAGCGACCGUCACACUAUGUGCCGAGUUUCUGUUACAGCUUCGAGAAGAUUCCUCGCCAGCUGCAUCAUCGCUUGCAAGACAGGAAAUGCUUCGUGCAAUCAAAGAUUCUGCUGAGCUUACGCGUCACAGAAUACUCAUGGGGGAAACCAGUGUCAAAGCACAUGUUUUCCUCGCCUGUGUCCUGGCUACCAUCGGGGCGUCAAGGCACCGAUCAACUCUCCACAAUAAAGAACAUUCUGAACAAAUUGCAGCCGAUGCAGGUCAGCGCGCACUUCAUGGAUGCUAUGGCGUGCUGAAAUCUAGACUGCAUCGCAUGACGGCAUUGAAAGAUUUGGGUUCCGAUUUCGAAAUCCCUCCGAGACCUAUUGUCAGCUUCCCCGAUGUUCCGGAAAGAAAUAAUUCAAGAGACGAUAGCCUCGGUGUUCUCAAAUCAGUGCCCAGGCUCGAUCGUCUAAGUGAUACAAGCCCAGACGGCUCGGAUGCUUGGUCGAUUUCGGCUUGGGAAAAUGAUAUCAUCCUGGAAUGA
Messenger RNA from Penicillium manginii, 2355 nucleotides. RefSeq lists its product as uncharacterized. Gene Ontology annotation, biological process: DNA-templated transcription; regulation of transcription by RNA polymerase II. The record is from RefSeq and is a predicted model, not a curated record. NCBI's taxonomy places the organism in Eukaryota, Fungi, Ascomycota, Eurotiomycetes, Eurotiales, Aspergillaceae. Gene Ontology annotation, cellular component: nucleus. The coding region runs from base 1 to 2355 and encodes 784 amino acids. The transcript is spliced from 3 exons. Gene Ontology annotation, molecular function: DNA-binding transcription activator activity, RNA polymerase II-specific; zinc ion binding; RNA polymerase II cis-regulatory region sequence-specific DNA binding.